This is a messenger RNA of Plasmopara halstedii, 501 nucleotides long. RefSeq names its product ribosomal protein l24. The coding region runs from base 1 to 501 and encodes 166 amino acids. Gene Ontology annotation, biological process: translation. Gene Ontology annotation, cellular component: mitochondrion; ribosome. NCBI's taxonomy places the organism in Eukaryota, Oomycota, Peronosporomycetes, Peronosporales, Peronosporaceae. The record is from RefSeq and is a predicted model, not a curated record. The transcript has 4 exons. Gene Ontology annotation, molecular function: RNA binding; structural constituent of ribosome.
AUGACCACCCGCAUUCCGCUUGCCUUCCGUCGCGGCCCACGCACUAAAAAGAAACCAAUUGACUUGAUAAAGACAUGGCAUAUGUAUCGUGGUGACAAGGUCGAAAUCAUUGCAGGACCCCACAAAGGCACACAAGGCGAGAUUGUCAGCGUUGUACGCAAUUUGAACAAGGUUAUUGUAGAAAAUGUCAAUAUGUCACACCGAUACGUGAAGGCAACACCUGCAACUGCUGGCCGCUCUUACCUUUCACCGUCUCCCAUUCACUAUAGCAAUGUUAGUCUCGUGGAUCCAUCUAUCGGUAAACCCACGCGAAUCGCUAUUCGCUACACGGAUGAGGGUGAAAAGGUGCGGGUUUCGAAGAAGACAGGUACAAUUAUUCCAAAGCCAGCUAUCCUAAAGGAACGCCACAAUCCACGGCGAACAGAAACGGGCCCAUUUGACACGGCACCAGAAGAUGUGCUAGAACGCACAGUUGAGGACUGGGAGGUUACUCGUCUGUGA